Paramuricea clavata is the source of this 14169-nucleotide messenger RNA. The record is from the annotation of a GenBank genome assembly. NCBI's taxonomy places the organism in Eukaryota, Metazoa, Cnidaria, Anthozoa, Malacalcyonacea, Plexauridae.
CUGGAAAUUAACAAAAAUAUGUCGAAAUUUCGUGUUUUUGUUCCGAGUUGAAAAAUACCGUGAAAACAUUUCGUGUACAGGAACGCUACGAUGAAUUGACACAUAGGGGAAGCUUUAGAGGCCGUUUUUCAUCGGUUCCCUGGCGUUUGAAGUGAACUUCUGCGGGAAUUUCCCGUCAAAUGAGUGAAAUAUAACAUCGAUGCCUGAAUCGACUGACUCUGGGCUUGGAUCGCCAACUAUGGAAAAUACAACGAAUCGUCGAAAUUCUGGCUCGCCAGAGAUCUCACCAAAAGAGCCACUGUUUUGUACGGCCUUGUAUGACUACGGAGCCGACGAUGAUGACGAAUUAACGUUCAGAGCGGGCGAUCGAAUCGAAAUUUUAAGUCGAGACCAAGACGUUAGCGGAGAUGAGGGCUGGUGGGUUGGUAGAGUUGUUGGUUCUACGAGUGGACAUAAUAUAGGGCUAUUUCCAUCAAACUAUGUCGGAACAGACGAUGCUACUAUAACAGAAAAAUCCGAGGACGCUAGACUCCCUUCAGAAGUCGAAUUUUCGCUGAUCGAUCUCACCGAAGUCAUCGGUGUUGGGGGUUUUGGCAAAGUCUACCGAGGCGUCUAUGAGAAUCGCGAAGUAGCUGUAAAAGUUGCUCGGCAAGAUUUAGCCGAAGACUUGGAAAAAACACGAGAAAAUGUGCUAAGCGAGGCACGAUUGUUCUCUAUUUUAUCGCAUUUAAAUAUUAUUAAUCUGUACGCGGUUUGCUUGCAAGAUCCCAACCUAUGUUUGGUGAUGGAAUAUGCUCGAGGGGGAUCACUUUGUCGUGCUUUGUCACAACAUGGCAAAAACAUUCCGCCAGAAGUGCUCUUAGAUUGGGCUAUCCAGCUGGCUAAAGGAAUGAAUUACCUACACAUCGAGGCACCGAUUAACCUCAUUCAUCGAGACUUAAAAUCAGGCAAUAGUAAGUGGUCUCAGUUAUAUUAUUUUCGCCUAAAUUUGCCCAAAAUUGAACCCUAAAUUCUAGCUUGUAAAAUUGUUCCAAAAUGCCCAGUUCACGCAGUCGGUAGCGUUUUGCGUGACACAAAUAUUUAAUACACCGGCUGGUUUUAUAAACCACUUAUAUCGAAUCAUUUUGACAAAAAAUAUACCCUUUAAAUAUUGCUUUUAACAUAAAGUAGUGUUAAUAGAAAUCCUACGCAAUUAAGAAGCAAUUUUGUGAAUGAGUUUAUAUUUCGAUGAUCGCUGAGAAAACACGCAACAUGUCACGCAAAAUAACGCGACUUGUUUCAAAACCUUUUAGAAUUUGAAAAAAUGUAGCAAUUUUAUACUUUAAUAACUUUUGACCUUGUAUUGAAUGUUCAAAAAUUCCCCACGCUUCACUGAAAUCGACAUCGAAAUCGAAUAAUCUGAUUUUCGAAUGAAACAUUCUAAUUUGAAAUUGACACUUAGAUGUAAUGGCUUCCAUAUAUUUUCUUAAAGAAUUCACAAAAUUACUCGCAAGUCUGGCGGAGAAAUUUCUAGUAUUUUGGGAUAAAUAAAUUUUUAGGUCAUCUGAACUCGUCUUAAUAUAUAUUAAAUAUUUGAAACCCCACGAACGAUUGAAAUGCUGCAAAUUAUUAUUCAUGUGUGCAUUUCAAAUUUUGACAUUUUAUUAUUGAUUCAAACUCAUUUAAUAGUCCGAGAAAUCAGAAGCACUUAUAGAUAUUAGACGUACAUCUAUCCCCCUCACAAGUGUCCGUGACAACCACUCGCGAAGGCUAAUUUUUCGAGUUUUUAAAUCACUUUUCGCUCUUAAUUGUUAAUUAUAUUAGGAAGAGCUUUUAGGAGCGAUUAGCACGUUUUCCCUUAGCAAAUAAAUUAAGGUGUUUCUGUAUAUAUGUUGAAUUUUCUUUCGUUUACUUUACUGUUCAGCUGUCUAUCGCCUGAAUAGCUGCCUUAUGUCAACUAAAAUAUCUUGAAGAGCUUAAGUUUUGGGAAAUUAAGUGUGUUUAUUUCAAGGUUCAUUUAAUCACAGGCUAGCUAUAGUCACUUUAAUAGCAGUUCUCUAUUGGACUUAGCAAUUUAUUUUCUAGUCUAAACAUGUCAUGAACAGAUAUACUUUUUCUAACCAAAGAAAUAUUUGACCAGUUUAUUGGAGUAUGUUUGCUGCAGAAAUUGAAUAAGCUAAACAAAGAUAAUGACUAGUAUUAUUUGCAAUCUCCAUUGGCCAUAUUACCUAAUACUUUUUUCCCCUUGUCGAAUAAAAUUGUCUGGCAUUAACAGAGUAAUACUAUAUAUCGAAGUAGGAAGCAUGAGUCACAUUGCAGUGGAAUAGGUUAAGUACAAAGAAUUGACCUAAAUUGCAUAACCACAGGUUCACUUCCUGUUGGUGGACUGCUCCCAGAUAUUUUUUAUUUAAAUUAACCUGUAAGUGCCACAAUUCAUGCCAUAUUGAGUUAACAAGAGACAUGGCCAAAUGGGUUGUUUAAGCUAUUAAUUCCUGAUAUCAUUGCAGGCCUUAAAAUAUCUUUUACAGGACUGUCUGACAAAAUGUCCAAUGACUUUGAGUUUAUGUAUGAUGACAUAUGUAUGAUGAUGGCCAAUGACCUUCAGUUAAGUUUGGCUUGGGAAUAAGUCUGAAUGACACAAAUUGAUAAUUAAUAUCAGCACAAUGUAUUAAUUCUGAACUAAAUGUUGUGAAGAUAUUAAAUAAUUUCUGUCAUACUUAUUUCCAAGCCAAGAUUAACUUGCUUGCCAAUAAUAGCAGUAGCUGCAGUACGACUUUGACAGCAUUUUUCAUUUUGCUCGCCACCCCACGCUUGAUGACAUUAGAAACAACAUUUCCGGCUGGUUCUCCAUUUAUAACAUACCAGCCUCUAGUCCUGGACAAGGGUACAUUUUUAUUUACAUUGUAAAAUAAUGCAGGCCGUAAAUAUUGGUUGGUCACGGACAUUGUCCGACCCAUUCGUCAUAUUGUCCGAUGUAGAGAGGAAACCACGUGACAUUCUGAGGUUUAUUCUUCGUCCUACCCUAGUGUAUUGGUGUCCGACCGAACUGUAGCUAUGUCCGACGCUUUCUCUACGCAUGUUGGACAAUAUUGAAUGAGUCAAACCUGAUCCAACAUAGGCCUGUUUUCAACAUUUGAAUUCCCGUUUAAUUUAAUUUGUUGAAUUUAGAACUUUGGAAUUUUCUUUUAGAGUGAAAUAGUCAUUUUAAAUGGACGGUACAAUUCAACUCAGCACAUUAAGUGCAACGUUGUCAAGGUUAUUUUAUCUACUAAAAUUGUUAAGCAUUAAAUUCAACAAAGUAAAUUCAAUAGAAAUUCAACGCCUAAACCAAGCUCUUUAAUCCAUUGAGCACCAGCACUCUCCCCUUGAUGACCAAACCAUCUUGCUUUAGACAAGUAAAAUUAUCUGGUGGGUGCUGUAACAAGUUACUUAAUAACUCUACAUUCUAUCAUUUAAAAUCUUUGAUUGCCCUGCCAAUCGGGAUGAUUUGUAUUUUGUGAGGGUGCCACCCCCCCCUCUCCAUACCCCUCAAGUUUUGCCCCUGUGCAUCCGCAGUUUUAGUAAUAAACAGUUAGCCUUAACUUCCUUAUCAGAUUAUAUACUUAAAUUAAUGUACCGGGUACUUGAUUAGGUAGUGGUGCAAAACAACUGAAAAUUAAGCACUUUGUCCAGCCUGCCUGUGAUUGCACGUUGGAUGUUCGUGUCACAUAAUCCCAGUCCAUUCAUCACACUUUAAAGGCCCAUUUCCACUCAAGAAAAAUUUCCACGGGCAGAAAAUUUUCUGAAAAUGUCAUUGUUAAAAGUUGAAAAUUUUCAACUUCAAAAUUUUUUUCCGAUGGAAAAUUUGUGUCGGCCAAAUCACAUUUUACAAAUUUUUUCUUUCUGCGGAAAAUUUUCUUGAGUGGAAAUGGGCCUUAAUUAAUGGUGUAUUUCUUCAUAUCUGGACAAGAUUGUUGGAAAAAUAUUUCCUAGUCAGUCAUCUGUUAGGCGGUUAACCCAGGGUUAAGCUAACCAGCUUUCGACCAACCAGCCCCAGGAUUUGUGCAAUAUGCAGUCAUGACCGUAUUUCAGCCUCAGUCGCAUGUGACAGUAAUGCUUACAAGUGUGACUAGACCCAAUAAGGAGGCCAUAAUAGAAUUUCUAAGGACAGCGGUAAAAGUAUAAUUUUAUUAAAUUUUUUGCUACAUAAAUCAGUGCUGAUUAUCAAAUAUCUGAUAUUGUUUAUUCAACUUGUUAUUAACAUCCCCAACAGUUUCUUUUGUCCAAAAUCACCCCCACUGCUUACAGGAAUGAACAUGGCACAAAACACCCACAUUGUGCAUUGUCAAAUAGAGCCUAAUAUAUGUGGGUGGAUAAUUCCCUGGUUAAAGUGCUGCUAACAUUAAAUAUAAAACGAGGGCAUUUUUGUCAUAUAAAAAGAGGGCAGUUUUAAGUUUACUGUAACUAGCAAACAGUUUGCAGCCUCCUAAACAGUGUGUGGUUUUUUUCUUCAUUUUAAAGUAUGUUUAGCGCAUUUGUAUAGGAAUGUCUACAAUGUAUCUAAAAUAUCAAAUAUUUAAUCAGACAAUAAAAGACUCGUAAUGCAUCUUAGACGAAAUAUAAUUGCUUGUAUUAUGCGUUGGAAUUUGUUUAAGUAGGGUGUCUAGCAAGCAUUCUGAUAAGAAUCUGUAUCUGUUAAUUGUUGGUAUGCAAAAGCAGCAAAAUUAAUACACCCUGUCAGGCUUUUGGUCUACCAAACUGAAAAAUACCCUUCUAGUGGUGGCAAUAGUUUGAUAGCAGCAUUUUAGAAAAUCUAAACGUUUUGAAUUCAAGUAGUAACUGUUAAUGAAUGUUUGAUAAUUACUUGCUUUCGAGUGAAGAAAAAAUGAAAUAACAGUUUUAAGAGUAAUUACUAAUUGGCAGUGGGGAAUUAGUGCAGGCAAUUUACUUUUCAAUAGCAACAAGAGCUAUAUUGAGCUAGAUCUUUUAAGUUUUAUCUAAACCCACACAGACUUGAAAACGUCAAACGUGGCAAACAGCACGUUAUAUAGUAAGAUUUUUAAAAUCGUUCAUUUUGCCAAAACGGCAAUUUGAUAUUUGGCGUGGCGACUUGAAUAUGGGUGAUCCCGACCUUUAAACUAAAUAGUUCUUUCAUUUCUAAACUGUUUUCUCUGAGCGUAGAGGUCCAGUAAGAGCCAUCUCUUGAAACCUGUUUAAUACAUUCAUUCUCACAAACAACUAAGUCAGUCUAAGGAGUAAGGGCAAGGCGAAACUGCAAUCAGGCGAUUGUAUAAUACUCUCGAUUGUAUAAUACUCUCGAAACUGCAAUCAGGCGAUUGUAUAAGACUCAAACUACAUGCAAAACACAUGUACACAUAUUUACCACUCUGCCACAAACAUCCCAGUAGAAAUUUGAUGGUACAUAUAUUGUAAUGUACAUACUGAACUUCAGCGAAAUUCCAAACUAAAAGAUCAGAAUUUGAAAAUUUUGCCUUGAGCGUAAACAAGUUUUAAUCACCAUAAAACAGCCUAAUUUUCUGCUUGACUAUUGUCAAACUAAUAGAGCUUAUCAGUUAAUUCAUUGAAACGCAUGAUUAGACCCAUUGCCGCCCAGUUAUCUCGCAUAUAUAAUUUAAUUCCUUGGGAACCAUUGUUCCAUUCUAUCCUUACAUAACAACUGUGGUUAUAUACAUGAAUUUUCGGUUAGAACCACUGGUUAGAACUAGACAACUUAUGGGGCUUCGGUGGUGAAGUGGUUUAGCGCAUUUGCCUUUCACCUCUAAGGCCGCAGGUUCAAACUUCAAACCUCAGUGAGAACUCUUCAAUGCGAACCCAGUCCUCAUGUGAAAAGAGUAAAAAUCAACGCUGUGCCGGAAGUCGUGGGUUUUCUCCGGGUAUUCCGGUUUCCCCCCACAGGGAAAGUUGACAGGGUGGGUUAGGUAAAAAGGCCCACAGUAAUUGGCAUAUGCUGUUGUGGUGACCCUGCCCUAGUUGGCAAAGCUAAAUAAAUAAAAAAAACUUUGUAGCUCAGUUGGUUAGAGCGCUGCACCGAAAUCACAGCCACGGGGCCGCAGGUUUGAUUUCCGCCAGAGGGUCUAUAGAGUAUAGUUGCAUUUUCCGCAACUGCUCCUGGUUAAGCUGGAGUAAUACGAGCAACAAAAUUGCUGCAACUUGCAACAAAAUCUGAUUUAUACCCAUGUUAAUUGAAAUGUUUAUACACAUAAAUUAGAAAUCACGAGGCAACAUGUGUCGACAUUUCUACUUAACAUGCGUUGAAAUCAGAUUUUGUUGCAAGUUUCAGCAAUUUUGUUGCCCGUAUUACUCCAGCUUUAGGUCUAAAUAAAAGCACAAAAAUUUACCCUCGAAAUUUUCUUCUGCAAAAAAAUCCUUCAACAAUCUUCUUCGUUAGAAUGGAAUGUAAUUUGGGAGAUGGAGGGGGUAAGCCUCCCUUGAGAUAGGAGAAAUAACCUUCAAUACUUGACAAUUCACAAAUAAUAAGAUUUGGCAUCAUUGUACCAUACCGUUAUUCCAAUUUAUUUCCAUUCAAUUUUCCAAUGGUCCUUUGCGCGUUAAUAAACUAGUAUGUUAUUGUUUAGUUUUGCUACUUAAGAAGAUCGACGAGAAAAAUUACAAGGAAAAUGUUUUAAAGAUCACCGAUUUUGGUCUCGCACGAGAAAUCAAGAACACGACACGAAUGAGUGCCGCUGGAACCUACGCCUGGAUGGCGCCCGAAGUCAUCCGACAUUCAACGUUUUCGAAAGGCAGCGACGUGUGGAGGUAGGUGUGCUAGUUUUUACUAUUCCCGUUAUGUGAAACUUUCUUGUACACAGGUGAAACGCACGACUUGUAACAAACCUGCAGCAGACUUGUAUCAAUGCUGUUUCAACAACUUAAGCCUGUCGCACACGAGAGUGACUUGCUAGUUUUCUCAAGGUGUGCGGUGAAAAUGCAUAGCUAAACCCACUGGUCACCACGCGAGGCGGUUAGCUCAGCAAGCUUCUCUCAAGUGCGGCAGGCUUUACACCGUUUCAAUCUGCAGUGAAACUGCGUUGUGUAAAUCAUGUACAAUGGCUUUUCUUUUAGUUUUGGUGUUGUAAUUUGGGAGCUCCUCACUGGGCAAGUGCCGUACCAUGGGAUCGAGGCUAUGGCUAUUGCUUAUGGAACUGCAAUGAACAAGCUCACUCUCCCAAUUCCUUCAACAUGUCCCGAAGCAUUCGCUGAUCUUAUGAGAGGUACAGUAUAAUAAGCACAAUACUGAAUAGCAACAUACGGUACACCGCUGCACACACGCAAAAAUCUCACAUCUUGUAGCAAGUCUGCCAACAAUCCGUUAACAAGUUGUGUUCGCACUGCUUGUCCCAAGUUGUCAACAAGUAUGGAACAACUUGUUAACAGUUGUAACGACCUUGUUGAUAUUAUCAGACUUGUUGCAAGUUUGUUCCAACAAGUCUGAUACUGUACAGUCAUGAUAUAACCAUAUUGUUACAACCUUGUGUUGUCAACCUUGUAACAUUCUUGUUAUAUCAGACUUGUUAGAACAAUCUUGUAACAAGUCUGAUAAUGCCAUCAAGCUUAUUACAAGUUGUUAACAGCUGGUUCCAAACAUGUUACAACAACUAAGAACAAGCAUUGAGAACACAACUUGUCGAUAGCUUGUGAACGUAUUUGUAACAACGUAUUUGCAGACCUGACUGUAACAACUUGUGUGUUUUUUACGUGUGUGGUGCUUUAAUAAGCAAAAGUCUCGAAUUUCAGCUAUAAAACCAAAAUCAUAAACCAAUUUCAGGGCAAUAAAACCUUAGCAAAACUUAAAUAUGAACGGUCGUAAAACCUUGUUCUUAUAAAUUUCAGUAAUUUUAACAUCACUUCGUUGCAGUGUGCUGGAGCCAAGAUCCUCACGAACGACCGACGUUUUCGAAGAUUAUUAAAACAUUAGAAGAGAUUCGAAGCUCGAAUUUCAUCGCAACUGAACACGAAUCAUUCCGCACGAUGCAGAACGACUGGCAGACUGAGAUCAACCAGAAUUUCGCCGAAUUAAAAGAAAGGGAAAAGGUAGAUAUUUUGUAUGCUAAGAGCAACUUCCGGUUAAAUAAUACUCCGUGAUUUGCUGAAUCGAUUAGUAUCGUACUAUGGAUGAGACCCAACAAAAAAUAUCCUCUGCCGCUCUGGUUUCCGUUUCAUGUCUUGAGAAAAUUGGGUUCCUAUGUACUAGAUAAGACAUGAGCAGCCGAUUCGGAUGCGAAUGUUUUAUCGUGCUUAUAAAACGACCCAUCUUACGAGUUCAUUGCCCCACACCUCCCUAGAAUUGUUGCUUUACAAGUUAGUAAGUCCCCCGCCCCAAACAAAAAAUGGCGGCAGCACUGUACUUAUACCUUCCGACGAAUGGGCUCCGCUCGAAAUGCUUUCAAGUCACGUUGAGAUUUUAAAUAAUUUUACCGCUGUUUUGAAAGGUUUCAUCUUGUAUUUACCAUGCACUGCCAUUGACAUUAAAAUUAAUAAAUUAAUCAUGAUGUCAACACAACAUGGUGCCUGAAAGUGAACUUGUUCAUUCGUGCAUUCCAAAUUAAUAAAAGUUUUUCUUAAUUGACUUGAAAUGAUAGAUUUAGUUCAUUAUGGAACAAAUUAAGCAUUUUAAUUUUAAGUAAAGUCUUAUGAAUAAUUUACGAAGAAGGGACUUUAUUCUACCGCCCUAUUGCGGUCAAAUAUGAUUUCCCCAAUUGUCAAGAAUCUGCCUUAAUUUUCUCGUUAUUAAAUAUGGCGUCUGCUGGCAAAUGCAAUGAUUUCCACCAAUUUAUUUCCUGUGAAUACUCAGUAUUUUGCAUAAUUUGAUUCAAUAACACAAAUCGGAAUAAUUCAUGUAAGCCGGGAAUAUUGGAUUGAAAUUCAAAAUGGCGGACGCUUUUCUGCAGGCCUACUUGGUUUAUAUACUUUAAGAUCUAAAUCGACUGAUUUUGAUACAAUGUUCAAUAGUUUCAAAAUAUUGGAUCAGAUAUAUUACUACAACUGCAAGCGAUGGACAUUCGAUUUUCUGUCAACCAUCAGCAUUUACGCUAUGGCCUAUGUCUAUGCCUAUGGCCAACAUAUUCAUCAUUGACAUUGUAUAGUCCCACAAUAUAAGAAUAUCUAAAAUUAACUCGUUUAAUACUUUAAAUCCUUCAAACAAAAGAUCACAUUAUCGGAUCAUAAAAGUUCUUUGGUUUUGCGAAAGAAUUUAUUCUUCAGUUGAAUGAAUCGGUCCCAAAGCACGUGGCCGUGGGUCAAAUUUGUGUAACCAAAACUUUCCGACUGGGCAUAUUUUGAAAUUCUAGACAAAAACUUUAAUGUCUAUCGCUUUGCUCUUAACGAAACCCAAACAUAUUUCUGCUUUAUUACUCGUAUUUAACCGCCGGCUGGCUUCGUUUUGUUUUAAUAAAACGCCCUUGUAUUAUCUACAAUUAUAAGUUAAUUGAUAAACCAUUAAAGUAAUAAAUUAUUAACAGCGAACUUACGUGCACUAAAGCUUCUUUAAGCAACAGCAAAAUAAUCCUCUUCAGACAUCACUUCAAAGAUUUUAGUCGAUUCAUUGAAGUCUUCGAACAAUUUUUCUGUGCCAUAAGCUUUUCUGUUUCUGAUGAACCAAGAAUUGCUUGAUCCACUUUCAAAUACCGGAUAGCUGUAUUAAAGUAUAUGCUCAGCUUUGCUCAGCCUAAAAAAUCUAGGCGCGACAGCUCGCGAUUGAAAUUCCCUUGAGAGUCGAGGCAUUUAAAAUUCCAUAAGAAAAUUUAUUCUGUUUUCGGGAGCUGCAUACGCAAGCAUGAAAAACAAAAGAUAAAACAAAGCUGAAUGCAGUAGAGCUUGCUGUAUAAGCUAACAUUAGCAUAUAGUCACAAUGUCAGACAUUGUUAAGCAUUGUAUCCGAGUGGACAAACACACAUACAAAAUGUCAAAAAGAAAAUUCUCUCUGUUUUGUUUCCACAUAUUUUGUUUUCAUAACAAAGUCAAAGAGAUGCAACCAUUCGAAUAAGCUUGCUUCAUCAUAUUAAUCACAUUUCAAAGCACACAAAACAAAACCAAUCAUUAUCCAGUGAUCAGAAUGUUCCAUUGUUUUGAAAAUCCCACUGUUCUCUAUGCCAUCCAGUCGAGUAUAGUUUUGAUAUAUUUGUGACGUUAUUUAAAGGUCUAUUCGUGAGCCUGCACCCAAGUUCACUCUGUCACGAUAGGACGGUCUCGAAGCCCGGCAAACUUCAAAGCUACAAAAAUUCAAAAUAGAAAGCCUUUGUUUGAUGUUGAACUGUACACAAAUCCAGCUUUGUCGCAACUUCAUUAAAUCUCAGCUAUCCCUAUUCGACUAUUACUUCAUUACGAAAAUAUUUUCUUGAAAACUCAGUUUAUAGAAACGUUUUUGUUAUUUCAUUUCUAGGAACUUUCUUCAAGGGAAGAGGAACUCGCAAAAAUGCAACAUGCAAAUCAAAACCACGCCGAAGUUUUGAAAAAGAGAGAGAAAGAAUUACACGAACGAGAAAUGAAUUUGUUGGAAAGAGAAAUUAAUAUCAUCAUACAGGUUCGGGGUUUAGAUGUUUCGACUUUGUUUCGGUUUGAAAUAAAGUUACUACAACAUUUAAUUAUAUUUAGUUUUUCAAUUAAUUACAUAAUUAAUUUAGUUAAUUAAUAAAGUCCACGUGAUUUUAUAUUUUAGAAACAAAUUCAAAAGCCAUCGCCGAGAAAGAGAAAAGGAAAGUUUUUUCGAAUGAAGUUAAGAUGGUCGGGACGGGAGAAGAUACUGAGAAAUAAAAUCAGCGAUCCCAAAGGUAUUGUGAAAACCCCAGAGAGUUUCAGAUGUGUUUUAUCUACCCGAUCAACUAAUCAAAUGCGUAUUAUUGGCGUGAGAGGUAGUGGAUGUCAAAGUUUAUUAAGAGGAGAUUUUUUUUGUAUGUUACGUAACACGCGCUCAAAACUAAUGUGUAUAAUAUACCACUUGAGGUUAUGACUAAAUUCAAAAUUUUUAUUUUUCGAUACGUUUCUCAAUCGGCAAACAAACUUAAAAAGUAUGUUUAGUGCUUUAUCUGUAAAAUAAUGCUAAAAUGAAGAGAUUUUAGAUGAUACGCCAAAGAGAAAAUGAUGUCUAAAGUUCAGUAAGUUUUGCUUAUAUGGUUGUAAAUAUGGCGUCAAUUUUAAAGCAUCAUUGAUAAUUGUAUUUUAAUUUACAAUUUAUAACCAUUUAUGUUUCUCAACCGGCAGAUGCAUUUAAAAAGGUAGCUAACUGUAUAAACUAGAGAAUAAAGCUAAAACAAAGUAAUUUUGAGAGGAAUGCCAAAGAGAUUUUAGGUUUUGAACACUUUUCAUUGCAAAUAUGUGACAUUGAUAUAGGAGGCAAUUUUUCUUGUCUUAAGUGACUGGAUAUAGACGUUGCGUAAUAUUUCAAAUCCGACUAUGAGGACCUGGACUAGAUUUCAUGUCCGCGUAAUUUGAGUCCUCGUUUUAGUGUUUGCCUGUUUCAAUCAAAUAUUUUCUUGAUAUUUUUAGAUUUCCAGCAUAUCAUGGGUGUCCAGGCAACCUCUGCCACCGACGUGGACAAGACUGGAUCACUUCCCAACUCGCCCGUGUGGUCACCGAAUCUUAGUCGCUUGAGGAUUUUCUCUUGUAAGUCAUAAUGUACACUGUGUAUGAUCAUAGUCGAUAGAACAGGGGGGAAAUUAUGCAUGUUUUUAUGCAAGUUUGUGGCGAAUGCCAGUCAUCCUUACUUGCAGCUGAGAUCUGAAUUACGAAGGACGCAGCUCAACCUGAUCGAGUCGAACUCUUUCUAAGGGCGCCAGCCACCUUAUGACUCAUGUCUGAAAGUUUGUCAUUUUAUUCGAUCCUAUUUUUUUCAGACGACCGAACGGAGAAUCGUGCUUGUCCCCAAGUCAAUCAUAUGCCAAAGAAGAAAGGCAGAACCUGGGGUCCUAGCUCAGUGACUCAGAAAGACAAAUCAAAGACAACUCCAAAAUCAAAAUCUCCAAAGAUCAAUCAUCAACACCGCAGUACCUCAGCUCCGAAUCUCGACUCCAAUUCGUCCAACGGCAUGAGCGCCUGGGCAAGCACGGGGAAUUUAGGUGAGAAAUUUUAACCAAACCUGUAAGCCCGUAAUCCUCUUCUCUCAAAUAACCCAGCCCUCUAAUGCACCCGUCUGUAAAACUCUUUGUACGAGGGGGUCUAUUAAGCAUCCCGGCCAUUAAGCCCCCCCCCCCCCAAAGGACGGAUUUCAGUGGAAAUGCUGGGGGAGGUAGAAAGUAUUUUAGGGGAGCUGUCACUGGGAAUUUGGGAUGUGAACGAUCAGAACGUACCCUCUGAAGUCAACUGUGUGGCUGUACAGUGUACAUAUUUAUCAUGAAUUGACUAUACGACUCAUCCAAUUUCGCCCCUCGUUACAGCAUCACAACGUUUCUUUGGAAACAUUGCAUUUAGUAAUUUUUACGAUUCCUCGCAACAUCCCGCGUGUAUGCCCUGCAAGAGAAACAUUUGGUAUUCCUAUAUAUUAAACUUAUUUCUUUUCUCAAGAUCCAGACGAAGACAGUGCGUCCAGUAUGUCGGACGUGGGCAGCACCUCAACCCUAUCCCGUCUUCGCAGCAAAUCGUCAAGAAAGCGCUGUGAUCUUGCUAUGUGUCAUAUAGGCCUACUGAUGGUCGCUAUCACAGGAAUUGAUGUCAAAUCAAUAGCCAUCGCUAGAGAAGAGGCCAUUCUCGAAGAACAAGGAGUGCGCAAAAAGCGAGCUGUCUCAUUCACGAAACAUAAAGCCGAACCAGUCCUCACCGGAUACCGCGCUGGUAGUAUGUGGAAGAGCAGCUCGAUUUCCAGCGAUGAGACUGGGUCGGGUAGCGACGGAUUCUUCAAUCUUUCUCCGCUUUCCGAGAAACAUCGUACACAGUCGCUAGGUCGGCGACCUUGGUCCAAGACCGCUAGCCAACCGGACGUCGACGGCGUCUACUAUAAAAGGAUAGAUUCAGAUUCCUCCGUCUUCACCGAGAGUGAGACGACGCGAAGCACCGCACCGUUGCUAAGCAACACGGGGGAAGGCUCACGAACUAAAUACGAUCGCGCGACGAGGGCGACCAAACAUGCAUUAAAAAGCAAAUCUUCGGAUUCGCUGCCCCGAAACUUGAACCACCAAGAAACCCGAACAAAGUCGCCCGCCGACUCUCGAGGCAGUGACCAGCGGUACUCCAUGCCGGAUAUCGAAUCGCAACUUCCGGGAGCGAAACUUCCGCCUCCUCCGUCGUCGAGUUCCAACCGUGAUCUCUCGCGGUCACCAAAAACUGGACUGCUAUUAGAGUUAAAUGGCGGCAAGAGUAUCCGCCCUAGACCGCGGGCUCAGAAAAACAGCAGUUCUACCGACGAAUCUAUGACCCCUACGGGAUUGACCCCCGAGUCGGAAACCACUAAGGGUUUUGAUAACCUCGGAAAAGACGAACCACGCCCGCGAACGGGAAGGACUGCUUCACAAACAAUAACGGACCUAUAACGUCGGGCUCAAAUUAGGCGAACCAGUAAUUCUAUAUUUUGUAAAUACUAACAUACUUUUAAAAUAUUAAUUUUUCAGCAACGUGCUGAAACCUAAUUGCAAGUUAUUGUCACUGAUCUGAAAAUAAACUGGAUUGCACAACCCAAUGAAGCCAGCUGUUAAAUUAAUGACAUAGAAAAGAUGUCAAGCGAUAAAUUUCUACCAAGAAAUACGUUGGAAAGAUUAUCAUUUGGUCCCUUAAUUAAGCAAUAGCUGAUUUUCGGGUCAUUUUAAUACAAUAGCUGAUUUUCGGGUCAUUUUAAUACAAUGUAGAUAACCAAUCCAGUUUACUUUCAGAUCAGUGAUAGUGUAGCGAAUUUGGAGUCCGCGCCAACCACACUCCACAGGGAGUGGGGCAAAUAUUUUACUGACGUGCUAAUGAAUGGAAUACAAUUUAAUCAAUCAAAUAUGUACUAGAAUUAUGCGUACUUAUCCACUAAUGUAUCCAUGUUUCCCUAUAAAAUCCCCAUCAUUGGGUCCAAUCUUAAUUUAGAAAUAUUUUCCAGUUUCAAAUGCUUUCAUUUUCUUAUGGCAAGCCAUGACUACAACCACUUUCCACAGCCUAGGCUUAAAAUUACACAUAACUGUCACUGGGGAAAUAAGAGCUUGCCUAGUAUGCGGCUCUCAGCUUGUAACGCUUAACCUCGUACCCAGGGUAUUUGCUCUUGGGGAGCGAAAUACCCUGGUAUGGCCU